Castor canadensis (American beaver) is the source of this 2528-nucleotide messenger RNA. RefSeq names its product ubiquitin specific peptidase 3 (gene Usp3). Gene Ontology annotation, cellular component: nucleus. The record is from RefSeq and is a predicted model, not a curated record. Gene Ontology annotation, biological process: protein deubiquitination. Lineage: Eukaryota; Metazoa; Chordata; Mammalia; Rodentia; Castoridae. Gene Ontology annotation, molecular function: cysteine-type deubiquitinase activity; zinc ion binding.
GGAAACCCUUGCUUUCUUUGACGCAAAGGCUCAGGAUCUAGCUGCCGUCUGCCGAGCGCCCGGCAAGGAGCGACCCCAGACGGAGCCUCCGGAGUCCCUCAGCUCCGGAGUCUCAGUGGUCCCUGCCGCGGUCCUCGUGGCUAUGGAGUGUCCGCACCUCAGCUCCAGCGUCUGCAUCGCUCCGGACUCAGCCAAGUUCCCCAACGGCUCCCCGUCGUCCUGGUGCUGCAGUGUGUGCAGGUCCAACAAAAGCCCCUGGGUCUGUUUGACUUGUUCAAGUGUUCACUGUGGAAGGUAUGUGAAUGGUCAUGCAAAAAAACAUUAUGAAGAUGCACAAAUACCCUUAAGCAAUCAUAAGAAAUCAGAAAAGCAAGAUAAAGCUCAGCACACAGUGUGUAUGGAUUGCAGUAGCUACAGUACAUACUGUUAUCGCUGUGAUGAUUUCGUGGUUAAUGACACCAAGCUGGGACUGGUACAGAAAGUCAGAGAACACUUACAGAACUUGGAAAACUCAGCUUUCACAGCUGACAGGCAUAGGAAAAGAAAACUUAUGGAAAACUCAUCACUAAACAGCAAGUUAUUAAAAGUAAAUGGGAGCACCACUGCCAUCUGUGCAACAGGCCUUCGGAAUCUGGGCAACACAUGUUUCAUGAAUGCCAUUCUCCAGUCACUCAGUAACAUUGAGCAGUUUUGCUGUUAUUUCAAAGAACUGCCAGCUGUGGAGUUAAGGAAUGGAAAAACAGCAGGAAGGCGAAUGUACCACACCAGGAGCCAAGGGGACAACAAUGUGUCUUUGGUAGAAGAGUUUAGAAAGACACUCUGUGCUUUAUGGCAAGGCAGCCAGACUGCGUUUAGUCCAGAGUCCUUGUUUUAUGUUGUUUGGAAGAUUAUGCCGAAUUUUAGUUAUUUUUCAGGUAGGGUCUCACAUCUUUGCCUGUGGCCGACCUCAGACCUUGAUGCUCCUACCUGCAGCCUCCCAUGUAGUUGGGACCACAGGGGCUAUCAGCAGCAGGAUGCCCACGAAUUCAUGCGCUACCUUUUGGACCACCUACACUUGGAACUCCAGGGCGGCUUCAAUGGUGUUUCCCGCUCAUCAGUUCUACAGGAGAAUUCUACUCUGUCUGCAAGUAACAAGUGCUGCAUAAAUGGAGCAUCAACUGUUGUCACAGCUAUAUUUGGAGGCAUUCUCCAGAACGAGGUCAACUGCCUCAUAUGUGGGACAGAAUCAAGGAAGUUUGAUCCAUUCCUAGAUCUCUCAUUAGAUAUUCCAAGUCAGUUCAGAAGUAAACGCUCUAAGAAUCAAGAAAAUGGACCAGUGUGUUCAUUACGAGAUGUUGGAGGCCUGUCACCCUUGCCCUUCUGCAUGCUGUUGUCACCCCAUGGCAAGACUCUGAGAGCAAGCUGGCAUGGAGCUGCUUCCAGGACUGCAUGAUGAUGCUGCGCACCAAGGUGUUGUAGCAGACCCAGCAGCUCACGGUGCUGCUGCACCAAUACUGCAACAGGGCCUCCAUCCACAAGUUCUGCAUCAGCCCACAGCAGCUCUAUGGAGACAGCUGCAAGUUCCUGCUGCUCGAUCUGAGGCCCUUCAUCCCCAAGAAGGACAGCCAGCACUCCAAGAACUUUCUGGAGACCAUUGGUGUUAAGGGUGGCCCUGGCCUCAUUACUGACAGCUUUGGCAGGCACCAUAUCUCCCUGCCAAAGGCCCCUGCCACCAUUGGUGGACCACCUCCACCACCAAUGGGAACAGGGUUGCAGGGGGACUAGUGGGACUGCAUGAUCUCAGGUAUCAGUAGCAAUAUAAUAAACAAGAAACAAAUGCUGGAAAGGAUGUGGAGAAAAAGAAACCCGUAUAUAUUGUUGGUGGGAAUGUAAAUUAGUACUAUGUAGAACAGUAUGGAGGUUUCUUAAAAAGCUAACACUAGGACUAUCAUAUGAUCCAGCUUACCUACUCUUGGGUAUGUAUCUGAAGGAAAUGAAGUCAGCAUAUAAAAGAGAUGGCUGCAAGUCCAUGUUUAUAGCAAUACUAUUAACAAUAGCCAAGAUAAAGAACCAAUCUAGAUGAUUAGAUAAAGAAAACAUGGUGUAUGCAUGCCAUAGAGAAUGAAUUCCUGCCAUUUGCAGGAAAAUGAAUGGAACCAAAGUACAUCAUGUUAUGUGAAAUAAGUCAGACACAAACAAGUACUGGAUAUUCUUUUUCAGGUGUGGAAACUUAAAAAAAAAAAGUAACUUCAAAGUAGAACAGCAAUUGCUAGGGACUGGGAAGGUACCUAGGGGGAGGAUAGAAGGUAGAAGAAAGGUAAAUGGGCAUGAACAAUGCAUGAUAAUAUGUGUGCAUGGAAAUAUUACACUGAAUCUCAUUAAUUUGUAUAAUAAGUUAAUAAUUACAAUAAUAAUUGUUCUUAAAAAUUGAAAUGGAAGGAACUCUGGCAAACUUUGAGGCCAGAAUUACCUGAUACCGAAACCAGAUAAAGGAUGCAAAAAAAACCCACCUAUAAGCCCAUGAGCAUAGAUGCAAAAAUUCUCAAUAA